AUGCAGCUCAUCAUCAACGAAGUCGUCGCCUUCUUUGUCGUCGCCAUGUUCGCCUCCUUCGCCUUUGGCAUCUUCAUGGGUAUUGGCGUCUCCGCCUCGUGCGAGAAGGCCUUUAUGGACAAAAUUCGCCAUCAGCAGCAGGUGCUCUCUGGACCCUCCAACCCUGUGCCUGACAAGCCCGCCAGCGAGCACGGUCGUCAGGAUGACCGCAUCGACAAGAUUUUGGCCCGCUCCGACGCCCUCGAGGCCGCCGUGCGCAGCCUCCUCGCCAACUCGGCUCGCACCAGCGAUGCCGGCGAGUCGCGCUGA
This is a messenger RNA of Pseudozyma flocculosa PF-1, 309 nucleotides long. RefSeq lists its product as uncharacterized. Lineage: Eukaryota; Fungi; Basidiomycota; Ustilaginomycetes; Ustilaginales; Ustilaginaceae. The coding region runs from base 1 to 309 and encodes 102 amino acids. The record is from RefSeq and is a predicted model, not a curated record. The transcript is spliced from 2 exons.